Messenger RNA from Zasmidium cellare ATCC 36951, 1206 nucleotides. RefSeq lists its product as uncharacterized. Gene Ontology annotation, biological process: division septum assembly. Lineage: Eukaryota; Fungi; Ascomycota; Dothideomycetes; Mycosphaerellales; Mycosphaerellaceae. The coding region runs from base 1 to 1206 and encodes 401 amino acids. The record is from RefSeq and is a predicted model, not a curated record. The transcript is spliced from 3 exons. Gene Ontology annotation, cellular component: division septum.
AUGGCAGCGUUUGUGAGGGUCUCUGGUCCUCCCAAUAGCAACUUCCUCGUUGGAUACCCAGGCAUAUCGGCGACACUGCCUCGAGUGGAAGGACGAGUCGAGAUUCGACCCCAACAAGGUGUCUCCGCCCCGGUAAACGUAUCCCUCGUCACCGUCUCCCUACAACGUCGCGAAUCGAUCAACGCCAACGCCGACUCCCUCAUUCGCUCGAACAUAUCCUCCUCGCGGAAAGAAGUCGUCGACAUAGUGGGGAAAGAGAUGCUGCUAUUCAGGUGUCCGCCAGGAAAGGAAUCAGAACAAGUAAUGUGUAUGGAUCUGCCGUUUGUUAUAUUCAUACCGUACGGGCGUGGUGGGGAAGAGAUUGCGAGAAGGGUACCGCCUGCGUCAUUACAACUGGACAAGCGUGCGGCGGAGACGUUUUACGAGAUUGUGGUGACGGUACAACAGGGCCACCAAGAGCAGAGGAAAUACCCCUUUCCGGUCCCGAUAACACGAUACGACACGUUGAGCACGUUUGGCAUGUACAAUCGGCCUGAGAGUAUGGAGCAGACGGCGGACCACCUGGUGACGCUGGGAAUUAGCCUGCCAAGAUGGAGCUAUGGACCGUUGGAUCCUGUCUCGGUAUAUAUCAAACUCAGUCCGAAUGCUGACUGGCUGAGCCGGGCGAAGAAAGUGACGAUCCAGAGUAUAACAGUCGGCAUUGACGAAGAAAUCAUCUACAAUCCAGAAGGGGACGAGCCGAGUCGGAAGGUGAAGACAUUGGCGAAGCACCAGCAGAGUGUGGGUGUAAAACUGCCUGAAGCUGGAUACUUUACGAAUCUCGGGCUUGUCUUUCCUGCGCGAGAACUGAGGGACAACGAGGGCGUGCUGCCGCGAGGGAAAAAAGAGUUUCCAAUGUACAAAGUUAGUGGCUUCACGACCACGGGCACAUUGUACAAGAUUGAGUACUAUCUCACAGUAAAGGCGAGACUCUCCUCAGCUAGGGACAUCCUUCUGCGCAAACCGAUCGUAGUCUGCCCCUUUGACCAUGUGGGCUGUAAAGAAGAAAUGGAGGCAAUCGAGCAGGCCGCGAAAGACGCGGCGCAUAUAUCCCCCGACAACCCCAUGCUACCAGCAGCGACGAUCAUCAGAGCGAACGAUCCGGCGGGACUUCGAGCGUUGGGAAUGUGCAUUAUUGGCGGCCAACGGAAGCCGCUGAUUGAGUGA